Pectinophora gossypiella (pink bollworm) is the source of this 1406-nucleotide messenger RNA. Its product is annotated as protein PBDC1. Bases 153 to 644 code for a protein of 163 amino acids. Gene Ontology annotation, cellular component: cytoplasm. The transcript has 3 exons. Lineage: Eukaryota; Metazoa; Arthropoda; Insecta; Lepidoptera; Gelechiidae. The record is from RefSeq and is a predicted model, not a curated record.
AUUUCUUGUAUACAAAAUUAAAUAAUUCAUCCCUUGUGAGAUUUUUGCGUAAGUUUUUCAAGUAAAAUUGUGGGAAAUAUAAAUUAAUUUAUAAUUACCAGGCGCGGUAUAUUAAUUAAUAUUAUUUCUAAGGUUUUGAGCGCUAAAAUAAAAUGGACGUUCUGUCAAGACCAGCAGAAGAGUUUGGAAACGAUGAGACCCUGGAGCACUUAUGGGCCGCUAAGGCUAUGGAGCACAGCGAUAUUUACUUUAAUGUGCUAUGUUCAGUGGAUACAAGGUGGCUACGACUGACUCCUCACGACGACCUUAUCUACACACAUUUUCGGCAAGACUUCCCAGAUCUCAACGUCUCAUACAUCAAAGAGCAUGAAAUAAAAAACAACAUUAACAAAGCUAAAUGGAGAGUCUUCUGUGAGAAAUUCAAGAAUAUCGUCGAGGACUACAGCUUCGGCACUCUAAUGAGAGCAGACACCAAAGGAGACUAUUCAGAAGAAAAUACAAUGCUCGUUCCAAGAGUGCAGUUUUAUGCAAUAGAAAUAGCCAGAAACAGAGAGGGUUUAAACAAUGAAGUGAAGAAACGAUACAAAUGCGCUUCCAAGGCCAACAUGGAAGCUCAGAAACACAAAGCGGAAGUCACCGUUUAAACAUAGCCAGUAAUCAAUACCUAAGCCGUGCCAGGUUGAUUGUGGGUGGAAAGGAAAAGGCUAUAUUGGCUCUGGUCUAUUUUGCCAUAAACAUGGACCCAAUGUAUGAAGCCAAUAGCUCAUUUUUCUACUUUUAAACAAUCUAUUUAUAAGUUUAGGAUAGGGUUUUUACUCUGAUUAAAUAUAAACUUAUAAAGAUCCGUUUUAACCAAAGCAGGGUAGGGUAGACACAGUAACAGAUAAAACAAUUCCUGGUAGACAAAGAGGAUAGAAAUACUAUCAAUAGUUUAUCGACACAUCUUUCCAGUCCAUCAUCUCUGCUUUGGUAAGGAAUUGAAAUUCUGUAUUACAUUGGACCUAUACUAUAUCAUUCAUUCAUUCAUUGUUUUCAGCGAGAAUACGAAGUUUUAUUUUACUUUCCUCUUACAUCAGCAAACACUUGGAAUGAAAGUGGUUAGCUAUAGUGUAAUACAGUUUUUUCCACAUUGUAGAUGGUUGAUUAUGUCCGUAAUUACAUUAGGGUUGAACUACACUUGGCCACACCACACUUUCUUCUAUUCUUUUCUAUCCUUCAGAACCGUCAUUUGCUAGAACGAGAUAAUGCGACCACAAGCGGCAGAAUCGACGAUCGAUUUCGAUUCCACAGUGUAACCAGUACUUGGACCCUAAAUAUCUUCAAAAAAGGAUUUCAUGAAAAUGAAUGAGGUGCUCAAUUACAUACUCAUACAUUUUUUUACCUAAAUAUACAUAUUAAUACCUACA